Molecule: messenger RNA, 1320 nt
Organism: Cladocopium goreaui
Lineage: Eukaryota; Dinophyceae; Suessiales; Symbiodiniaceae
Source: the annotation of a GenBank genome assembly
AUGCAGUCUGGUCCUUUGAUGCUUGAUGACCGUCUGGCUCGCUCGGUCCAGGAGGCGACCGAAGCCUUGAAAGGCAAAAAGUUGUGGGAAGAGCGACGCACUGAGCUGGAGGUGAUGCAGACUCUGGAGGUCAGGCAGAUCUCGGAGCUGGGCAGAGGAGCCUUCGGCAGAGUGUUGGAGGUAUGCUCAGUAUGCUCAUCCGGUGUGUCCGGUGUGUCUUCCGCUCUGAAGAUCACAGUGGACAAUCCACUGGAGCUUGAGGCAGAGGUCUUGAAAGAGCUUAGCCUCCGAAGCUUGGAGGGAGUGCCGAGAUACUUUGGCCACGGAACCGGCUACAUCUGGAUGUCAGUGGAGAAGGGCAUGGAUCUGGCCAAAUGGCUCUACAAGAAGAGAUGGGGAACGUUCACCUCGGCGGCCUCAUUCAGCCUGGCCAGUGUCCUUCUCGAGCAAAUGCUGCCGGUCUUGGAGACUUUGGAGAAGAUUGCAUUCCAUCGAGACAUCUCCGCGAAGAACUUCCUCAUUGAUGAAAGCUCUGCUGGUUUCAAGUUCAAACUGCUGGACUUCGGCCUGGCAGUAGAUGCUAGAAACUGGCAGUCAGGCGGCUGGAAGGUGGAGGGAGUGGGUGGAAAUCCCCUCUACUUUCCGCCUGGGUCCUGGUUGGCAAUGGCGGGCGCGCUCAGCCAUGCCCCGGCAGCCAUCCAGGAUCAAUACGCUUGCCGCCUUGACCAUUAUGCCUUUGGCAUCUUGCUUUCUGAGGUGGUCUUCAUCACUUGGAUGGGCUCGAAGGAAUCGGACGCAGAAAAGUGCGACAGCCCAUUGAGGAAGACGUUUGAAGCCUACACAGAGUUCCAUCGCUUUUGGCAGAACUGCCACAGCGCCAUGGCUAAAGGCAAGGCCAUCGUGACCCAUCUCGCCGCAGAUCCGAAAAGAUGUCUCGAAAGCAUGCAACACGCGCUUCUCCGGUUGCUUUCCAGCUUAAAUGCGACCGAUGCUCCGCUGUUGAAGGUGAGUGCAAAGCUGAUCGCAGAGGACUCAAUCAUCUCGUGGCAGGAGCGAAUUUGGCAACGGAGAGUAGCCGAGAAAGAAGGGCACAUGGAGUUCAUGACAUUUGAGAGCUUCGACAAGAAGGAAGAUCUCCCGGGGAAAGGACUGGACGGAAAUCUCACGCUGCAGCACAGUGGCGAUGCCCAGCUCGCCGUGUCCGUCAGCAGCGUCAUCUUCGUGCUCGAAUCCUCAGUGAACUCCGGGCCGAGGUUCUUGGACACUUGCCUGCAAGAAGCGGCCGGGGAGCGCGGGCAUCGCAAACUGGAACAGUUCUGA